Messenger RNA from Mytilus californianus (California mussel), 2013 nucleotides. Its product is annotated as craniofacial development protein 1-like. The transcript is spliced from 8 exons. The record is from RefSeq and is a predicted model, not a curated record. Lineage: Eukaryota; Metazoa; Mollusca; Bivalvia; Mytilida; Mytilidae. The coding region runs from base 80 to 967 and encodes 295 amino acids.
UUAUGAACACCUUAUAGUAGGAGAAAACACUUCCGGUCACAAUUCUGAAUUUAUUGUGCGAAAAUUGUAAAAUAUAAAAAUGUCAGACGAAGAAGAUUACAGCUCAGGAAGCGACGAAGAUUAUGUUCCUUCAGAUGGUGAAGCUGUAAGUGAAGAAGAAUGCUCUGGCGAUGAAGAGGAUUUGGAAUUACUGAAGGCAGAAGGUGGAGAGGAUGUCAAAACUAGUGGGAAAAGAAAACGAAAGAAAAAGCCUGAUAUCUUACAGAGAAAAAGAAAAGGAGGGAUUAAACUCGAAGGUGAAGUAGUUAAUAAAGAAGAAACAGAGGAAGAAAUUAAAGCAAGAAAAGAAUUAGAAGAAAACAUCAAGGAAGAACAGAAACUAAGAAAGGAAGAACAAGAAAAGAAAAAAGCAGAUGAUUUGUGGUCCAGUUUUAUGUCAGAUGUUGGGACCAGACCAAAACCCAAAGCAUCACCCAGUCCUAGUGUAACAUCAUCAGCUUCAGCUGGGUCUAAGGCAGCCACAAAAACUGAAGUAAAGGCCUCAGAUAGCACAACUACAAAUAAAAAGAUAACUAUCACAAAAGAAUAUGAUUUUGCAGGAGAAAUAGUAAAAGUAACAAAGGAGGUUGAUCAAAAUUCCAAAGAAGCUCAAUCAGAAUUGAAGAAGCAAGAAUCUGUAGUGUCAUCAACAGCUUCCCCUGGAUUAUCUGCAAUUGGGAUUAAAAGACCUGGAGGAUUAGGAAGUGUAUUAGAUAAAAUAAAUAAAAAACAGAAAAUCAGUACAUUGAAUAAGUCUAAGUUAGAUUGGGAUCAGUUUAAGAAAGACAAUAAACUAGAAGAAGAUUUAUCGUUACACAACAAAGGAAAACUAGGAUACCUAGAAAGACAAGCAUUUUUGAACAGAACAGAGCAAAGAGAGUUUGAGAAAGAGAGAGACUUAAGAUUAAGCCAGAGUAGUAAAAGAUAAUGUCUUAUUAACAUCACAAAAUGACAAUGUACUUCAAAAUCAUUUCAUUUGAACAUAUGGCUACAGUCUUUCAGCAUGUUAUUGAUAUCAGAUGAAGGUGAUCCUUGGAAAAUGGAGUUUGAUGUAUGAGAGAAGAGAGUUAAUAUGUGUAUGAGUUGAAAGCUUACAGUUGUCUUUAUUGUAUGAAUAUAUGAUGGCUAAUUCAUUGUUUGACUGAAUGUGUGAUUGAACAUGUAUUUCAUCUGUAACAGAACAUUACAAUCAUUAAAUCUAAAUGAAGCAUCUCAUUCAUUACUAUGUAAGUUGUCAGUGGAGCAAUCAUGUAUCAGAGUGUUUUAGAAAUAUACGGCAAUGAUUAAGUUUUAAUAUAUAUGACGAUUUUUGGAAACAAUCAUUUAUAAAGUACAUGACAGAAAAGACUAAUGUACUUGAUUUUGCAUGUUUAAAAAGAUAAUAUAAAUUCCUUCAAGUUUUACACAUACAACAUAAUCAACUUGAUUCUUAUAACAAAAUUUGGCUCAAAUGAAGUAGUCAUUCAAAGUUAAUUACUUUACUGUAUAUAUAUUUUAGUGACAAUGAACUUCUGUUCUAAGAGUGUUCAAAGUUAUCUCCCCUUGAUGUGUUUUUUUGCUAAUGUCCAUUACAAAAGUCUGGAUUUUACUAUAAAGUUAUUAAAAGACACAAGUAUAUCUCUAGGUAAGUAGAUCUGGUUUGCUAGAGUGAAGAGCAACGGUGAGAAGAUAUAUUUGUUUGUUGAUCAAUAUAAUAUACAAAAGUUUACAGCUUGAUAAGCAACUGUCUUAAGCUUAAGGGAGUAUGAUUGGAUCAUAGUGGUCUGGAUAUGUAUUUGAAAUAAAGAGAAUGCUUAUAAAGAAAAAAAUGUUCAUAAAAAUUAUCAAAAUCAAGUAUAUGAGAGGUAAAAUACUGUUUUUAUUUUCCUAAGAAGUCACGGUGAUCAUUUGUAACAAUAAAUGUGUAAAAAUCAUCAUUAAGUAAUUGUUUCUGACUGUUUUAUCAUUUGUUAUAAUAAAUUAUGAAUCUCCACA